Messenger RNA from Hyaena hyaena (striped hyena), 1061 nucleotides. It is a transcript of the gene C1QA, whose product is annotated as complement C1q A chain. The record is from RefSeq and is a predicted model, not a curated record. The coding region runs from base 89 to 826 and encodes 245 amino acids. Gene Ontology annotation, molecular function: protein binding. The transcript has 3 exons. NCBI's taxonomy places the organism in Eukaryota, Metazoa, Chordata, Mammalia, Carnivora, Hyaenidae.
CACCGCCCCUGCUGGGUGUCCCACGGGGUCCCUGGGUGGAGGACAGGAACAUCCAGUUGAACGGACCGCCAGCUGAGGCAGUGGCACCAUGGAGGCCCCCUGGGGCUGGCUGGUGGUCUGUGUGCUGGCCACAUCCCUGACCUUCACAGUGACCCAGGACGUGUGCCGAGCACCAGAUGGGAAGGCUGGGGCCCCAGGAAAGCCUGGCCGACCUGGACAGCCAGGCCUCAAGGGGGAGCAAGGGGAGCCAGGGGCACCUGGCAUCCGGACGGGCAUCCGGGGCCAGAAAGGAGACCAGGGGGACCCCGGCCCCCCCGGCCACCCUGGCAACAUGGGCUUCCCUGGGCCCAGCGGCUCCCCAGGUGCCCCUGGCAUCCCGGGAGUGAAAGGCAUCAAGGGCAACCCAGGAAACAUCAAGGACCAGCCACGUCCAGCCUUCUCGGCCAUAAGGCGGAACCCACCCAUGAGUGGCAACAUCGUCAUUUUCGACACGGUCAUCACCAACCAGGAAGGCCCGUACCAGAACAACACAGGCCAGUUCGUCUGCGCCGUGGCCGGCUACUACUACUUCACUUUCCAGGUGGUGUCCAAGUGGGACAUCUGCCUGUCCAUCGUGUCCUCUGCAAGGGACCAUGCCCAGCGCUCCUUGGGCUUCUGUGAUGCCAACAGCAAGGGAAUCUUCCAGGUGGUGUCCGGGGGCACAGUUCUCAAGCUACAGCGUGGGGAUCGGGUCUGGAUUGAGAGAGACCCCGCCAAGGGCCGCAUUUACCAGGGUUCUGACGUAGACAGCGUCUUCAGCGGCUUCCUCAUCUUCCCGUCCACCUGAACCAGGGGAGGACCCUCCUGCCCCUGGCCUCACAUGCUUCUUUGCUGUGGGACUCUGGCCCACUCACUCUACCUCUCUGGUUUCUCUGGUCUGCUCUGCAUGGGGGUGCGGUUGCUUGAGCUGCCUAAAGGGAGAGGGCUGGCUACCAGAGCCCCUAGAACUUGCCGCUCACUGCACACUGUAAGAAGAUUGAUUUCUUAGAACUCUUCCUAGAAUAAAUACCUGAGUCCCUGUC